AACUGUUUAAGCUAUUGCAAUUUCAAAUUCUUCUAGUUAGGUUGUUUUUUUUUUUGGGUUUUCUGAAUCUCACACCACUCCGUAGUAAUGAAUCCGAUUCCUUUUCAAUCUGUAGCACGGCUUCCUCCGCCGCCGCCUUGGUUUCCGGUAUUACCGUCGGAACCACCGAAUUCGACUUCCUUUUGGGAGAACAGAAAUGUCAGCGAUCGCCUCAGGGAAUUGCAACACACUCUCAAUCUCGCAAAGGCAAUGCAGAAGGAGCUAGAAAUGUUGAUGAUGAUAAAAGAUGGUAAUGGGGCUCUAGAAGGUGUGAAACUUGUCACAGAUGAACCUUGCCUUUCUGGUUUUCUAAAAUGUAUAGAAGACGGAGGGGUUAGUGUAGAAUCCCAUGAAUCAUUUGCUGUGGAAGCAGCAAAUUCUUUGAUGUCAAAGCUAAGAGCUCAGCUGGAGCCUUUCCGGUAUGUUGCUGAUGAGGCAAGUCCAUGGGAGGAGAAAUCAGCUGUGGCUAGGCUUGCAAAUAAAGUAAACAAGUCUAAACGGAAUAAACUAUGGAGGAAGAAAAAGAGGAAACGUGUUGCGGAGAUGAUUGCAAAGGAGCGUGAGCAAUUUCAACAAAUCGACAGGGAAGCCGAUGAUUGGGUUGCUAGGGAAAAGGCCAAGGAAAUUGCUAACAGCAAGGUAUUGAAGAUGAAAGAAAUUGCGAAGUCUAAGGCCAAAGAAGAGAAGAAGAAACUAGAGGCUGAGCUUGAGCUGCUCUUGGUAGUGGAGAAGCUUCAGGAGUUACGCUCCAUAAGAAUACAAAGGUUGAAAAAACAAGGCCAUUUUCUCCCAGAGGAGGAUGACAAGUUUCUUGAGAGAGUUCAAGCUGCAGUGAAAGAAGAGGAGCGUGAAGCUUUGGCUGCAGUUGAAGCAGAUGCUGCUAAAGAAGCAAUUGCAACUGCUGAGGAAUCCAGGAAAGCUAUUCAGAAUCAAGGGAAACUGUCAAAAGAAGGCAAUGAUGAUAGUGAAGUAAAGGAGAACAAAGAGCAAAUAGUUCCCAGUGUGACUGAAGACGGAUCUGGUCCAUUGGAUGAGAAUAAAUCCAGUAAAAUAGAACAGAUCAGUGGAGGAGCAUAUGAUCCUUUGGCAAAUUUACCCAUUGAGUUCUACCAUUAUUAUCAUGGAAGCAACAAUGAUAUGGGUACACUUAUUGAGGUUAGAAGAGGAUGGGAUGCCUAUAUCAGACCUGGUGGAAGCCGCAUACCUGGGCACUGGGUUCAGCCUCCUCCACCAGCUAAUGAGAUAUGGGCAUCUUACUUGGUGGGGCCUAGAUGAUUAGUUAACAAAUCAACAGUUUUGUACAAAGAUGUUAUCCCGUCAUAUGGUAAGUUUUGAAGGUUUGACCUAUGUUCCUGACCAACCUCAGCUAUACGCUUUGUGGCGGCAUGUUUACAUAUUUGUAACUUGCUCAUCAUGUAUUCAGUUCAUACGUGUUAUUGUUAAAUUUACAUGAAGAUAAAGAGAAAAAAUUACUUAUACUUCCUUUUUCUAAACAACAAUGGCAAUUUACAUUGAAAGGAAAGCUAUGCUAGACUCGUCGAUUUACAGUUAAAUCACAUUUUAUUGUUAAAACGUAUUUACAUGCUUUCAGAAACCUUGUUCUAUAUUAGUUAAAUCUUACCGUGAGGUGAAGGGGAAGUCAUGAUGGAACACUUUUCUGCUUCGUGUGGUAGAGUUAAACACAUGGAAAAUACAGAGGUUCAGAAAAUAGCGAUGGCAUGUCAAAAUUCAGGCUGUUUGGUUGUGAAGAAAUUGGGAGCAAAGAAAAAUAUCACACGUGGCUCUCACAACAAAAUUAGUAAAGUACUUAAUGGUUCCAGAAAGUUAUAGACACUUGAUGAGCUCCUGAUUUUUUAUUUAUUUUUGGAUGAGUCCUUGAAAAAAAUUUUCAACCAACAUUUUAGUCCUUCUGUUAGUAGGAGUAUUGACAGAAGUUCAAAUCAUUAAUUAUAAUAGUGACGACUCCUUUUUCAUUCUUAGAUGACUCUUAAUUGUCAGUUACAAUGUAGAGUAGACUUUUCAACUCUAGUGGAAGUUCAAAUCCUUGAUGCUUUUGUUAGAAAAGUACUUCAUCAACUGCUGAGUGUUGUGGACAUGAAAGACAGCACGAUGAAGUUGAGAUCCACCCUGGAAGAACAGAAGUCCAUCAUUGAAAUAGUAGAACCAGUGACUGAGUAGAUAGAUUAUCUUAACUAUCGAUUGUGUUUGAUAAACAAAUGGCAGAAAAAUCCUCAAAAGGUGUUGCUUCGGGUGGCUUGUAUAUAAAUUUUUACUGGCAACUCUAAUCCUAUGAAAUGGCACAUGCAUUAGAUAUUAAGUGAAACAUUCAAGUGUUUUGAAUGUGAGAAUAUGCAGCAGUAGGCCCAUCUGCACUAAUGUGAGAGGACAUGGAACUCUAUAGAAAGUUGCAUCAGAAAAACAUCAAUCAAAUAGUUUAUUUUAUUUUAUUUAUUUGCAUUGCAAUACUGAAGGGACGGAGUUAAAAAACCAAAU
Vigna umbellata (rice bean) is the source of this 2532-nucleotide messenger RNA. RefSeq names its product U11/U12 small nuclear ribonucleoprotein. Lineage: Eukaryota; Viridiplantae; Streptophyta; Magnoliopsida; Fabales; Fabaceae. The record is from RefSeq and is a predicted model, not a curated record. Gene Ontology annotation, cellular component: U12-type spliceosomal complex.